GUUACGAGUGGUAGAUCGUCAGUCCGUCAAUCAGUGGCGAGCCUCUAAACAAGUCGAACGGUUCGUUCUGGUUCGCGCUUCGAGCAGUUCGCACUGCACACAAAGAGAGCGAGAGAACGGAAUAGCAAGAGAGAGCGAGAGCAUAGGUCGCUUGUGUAUAUAAUAUAUUUACUUGUGUAUAGAGAAACGCUCGUUGGGACCGGUUGAAGAAGCAAACAGCACAGAUCAAAUGAGCAGUGAAAAGAAAUUGCGUCGACGCGUCAUAACGCCGACAACAGACGCCAGCAAUGCAGACCCAUUGCUGACAGGGCGACAGUUGCAUCUGGAAGACGACGAGCAGGCCAACUGCUGCGAACGAGCUUUUGUCAGCCGUGAGAAAAUCAAAUGGUAUUGGGCGCCCGCGUUCAUCGGCUUCUGGCUGCUUAUCUAUUGUGCCAUAUCAAUACCGGCCUCCAAUCAUCUGCCCCGCCCGCUCAGCAUAAAAGAUGAGGCCAAGAACCCGGAACGCUUCAUCGCCGAGCGCGCCGAGUUGAACCUGCAGCGUCUGGUGGCACUGGGACCACGCGUGGUGGGCAGCCGCGAAAAUGAAAUGGGAUCCGUUCAGGUGAUCACGUCCACCAUGCAAAAGGUGCGCGCCGAGCUGGGCGCUGUCCAUGACAUCGAGGUGGAUGUGCAAGUGGCCUCCGGCAGCUACAUCCACUGGAAUGCAGUUAACAUGUACCAGAGCAUACAGAACUUUGUGGUGAAGAUCAGUCCCAAGGGCUCGAAUAGCACCACCUACGUACUGAUAAAUAGCCACUACGACUCGGUGCCAGCGGGCCCGGGCGCUGGCGAUGAUGGCUCCAUGGUGGCCAUCAUGUUGGAGACUCUGCGUGUCCUUGCCAAAUCAAAGUAUGCUCUCAAACAUCCGGCUGUCUUCCUGUUCAAUGGCGCCGAGGAGAACCCGCUGCAGGCGUCUCACGCCUUCAUCACGCAGCACAAAUGGGCCAAGAACUGCAAAGCGCUGAUCAACCUGGACUCGGCUGGCAAUGGUGGUCGUGAGAUUCUCUUCCAGUCCGGUCCCAAUCAUCCCUGGCUUAUGAAGAGCUAUCGCCGCGCCAUCAAGCAUCCCUAUGCCUCGACCAUGGCCGAGGAGAUGUUCCAGCACAACUUCAUACCCUCCGACACGGACUUUCGCAUAUUCCGCGAUCAUGGCGCAGUGCCCGGCCUGGACAUGGCUUACCAGCACAACGGCUACGUCUAUCACACCCGGUUCGAUCGCGCUGAGAUCAUUCCACGUGGCAGCUUCCAAAACACCGGUGACAAUCUCCUGGCUCUGAUCCGUGAGAUAUCCAGUGCACCGGAGCUUGAGGAUACUUCGAAACACGCCGAGGGACACACCGUUUACUAUGAUGUGAUGGGCUGGUUCUUGGUCUUUUAUACCGAAACGGAGGGCAUUAUUCUCAAUGUGGUUGUAUCCAUUGGCGCAAUUGUGGCCUGUGCCGUUGCCAUCAAGCUCAUGGCCAACAACUCGGGCCUCAAGCUCAGCAAACUGCUCAAGCGCACCCUGCACACGUUUGCUGCGCUCAUCCUGGGCGUGAUAGCGGGCGCUAUUCUGCCCAUUAUCAUUGCUGUGUUCAUGGACCUAGUGCAUAUACCGCUCUCCUGGUUCACACAGAACUGGCUGGUCCUGGGACUGUACUUCUGUCCCUUCUUCUUCGGCUUGGGCAUUGUGCCUGCUCUCUACUUCCACUACACCUCGACCGAUCGCCUACCGAUCGGACAACGUGUCCAGCUGCUGAUGCAUUGUCAUUGCCUCUUCGUGGCGCUGCUCACGCUGAUACUGACCAUCUGCAGCAUACGCUCUGCAUUCGUCCUAAUGUUGACUUGUUUGUUCUACACAGUGGGCGUCGUCUUCAAUCUGGCUACCAAUCUGCACAGCCGCAACGUUGCCUGGAUCAUUCCGCACAUUGUGUGCUAUGUGCCUCCCUUUUUGUUCUUUGUUUACUUCUCGCACAGCUUCUUGGCCACCUUUAUUCCCAUGUUCGGUCGCUUCGGCGACUCGCUGAACCCGGACCUGAUUUUAGCUGUCUUCAGCGUUGCAGUGGGCCUGCUUGUAGCUGGUUUCAUAGUGCCCAUGCUUCACAUGUUCCGCAAAUCGAAGACCAUUAUCUGUAGCCUGCUGGGCAUCACCUUGCUGUGCAUUAUCAUUGCUGCUACUCCCUUGGGCUUCCCCUACAGGCCAGAGACAAGUGUGCAACGCUUCUCAGUAUUGCACGCCAAGCGUACCUUCCACGAUGAGCAUAACAAUGUUCGCCGCUCCGAAACUGGUUACUUCAUCAUGCCACAAGACAGACGCACCUACUCCGUGAAAAACAAGGUUAUAAACAUGACUAUGGCCAGAUCUGUGAAAGACGAGUGCAAAAAGGAAACCCUCUGCGGCUAUCCAAUGUACAACAUGCGCUGGCACAAGACCAGAGAACAUGGUUUGUGGAUACCCGCAUCGGAACCUGUACUGGGCCCACUGCCAGCUGCUAAGGUUGUUUCCAAGAAGCAGCUGACUGCUAAUAAAAUGCGUUUUGAAAUGGAACUCACUGGCCCAGAUCAUAUGGGCAUCUACAUACAGCCACAGAAUGGCGCCCGAGUUGUUGGCUGGUCUUUCCACCAAGCACCCCUGCGUCUCAACUUUAAGCCACCAUACUACAUCUACUUUUCGUAUGGCGUCAACAGUGACGCACUGAAAUUCUGGGUGGAGCUUGAGAAACCCAAUGGCGAUUGGAGGACACCUACAUUCGAACUAGGCCUGCAUGGCCAUUGGAAUCACCACAAGGAACUGCACACAGCAGACUUCAAGAAGUUCCUCGAUAGCUUUCCCAGCUAUGUGGACGCAACGCCCUGGCCGGCGUCCUAUGAGACGUGGUUAUACUAAACAUAUUUGAGCUGUUCUAUACAAUAUCUAUAUAUAUAUAUAUGUAAUAGUAUUAAACUUAAUAUGUAUAUUGUACGUAAUGCAGGUAAAAAGCGAAACAUGAAAUAUGCUUAAGCAAUAAAUGACAAAGCCAAA
This is a messenger RNA of Drosophila hydei, 3043 nucleotides long. Its product is annotated as endoplasmic reticulum metallopeptidase 1. Lineage: Eukaryota; Metazoa; Arthropoda; Insecta; Diptera; Drosophilidae. The transcript is spliced from 10 exons. Gene Ontology annotation, biological process: proteolysis. Gene Ontology annotation, molecular function: metalloexopeptidase activity. Bases 230 to 2908 code for a protein of 892 amino acids. The record is from RefSeq and is a predicted model, not a curated record.